AUGGCUUCAGAAGGCGCAGCGGUCGAGGGGGCGAGUGCAGACGCGGGAAAUGCCGCGACCGCAGCAGCGUCGCCGGUGGCAGCUUCGCCAGGCGAGGAGCACCGAAAUCUGAGAGUUCUGGCGAAACGGUUCGGUGACUUGCAACGUACCAUGGGUGCCGCUGCCAACGCAGACAGCUCUACUACCGCUGAUACUGCUGCGGACGGUGCUCCUGAUUCUGCUGCUGCUGAUGCUGCUGGUGCUGGUGCUGCUGGUGCUGGUGCUGCUGGUGCGGAUUCUGUCGCCGGGGGAGACGGGGGGAGGAAGGCGAGGGUCGCGGGGCAGGCGGAGGCGAUGAGCGUGGCGGAAUUCGCGCACGCGUGCGACGGCAUCUCGCGGCUCUUCUCGCUCCUCGGUAUCGCGUUCGCGUUCGCUGGGAAGGACUUUACGGAUAAGGUGAAGGAUCUGACGGCAGCAGGCAAGGAGUUCUCGACGCUGGGCAGCAUGGUGGACGCGGAUGUGAGCAAGGGCUCCGUGAAGGUGCAGAACAGCCACACGCGCAACCUGCUGCGCGUGCUGCGCGGACUCGACAUGAUGCGCCGCCUCUUCUGCUACAUCCUUGACGACUGCAUGAAGCCACUGAGGGAGCAUGCGAGUCGGGCAUACAGCGAGGUGUUCAGCGCUCACCACUCGUGGGCCAUCCGCAGCCUCGUUGCUGCUGGCAUGUACGCGCUCCCCUCCACCGACAACUUCCUGCACCACCUGGGGGAGGAUGAGGAGUCAUGGCGUGAGCCAUCAUCCGAGUUUGUUACAAGUGUCACUGAUGUCGCUGCUGCGGUGGAGGAUCUAUUUGUUUCACGUGAUCUUGGCCUUGACUGUUCGUCGCCGCCUCGGACGCGCCGCCUCGAACCCGAUCCUUUCGCGCGCCUCUCUGACGAUCUCGUCGCUCACAUUCUCGCUCUCGUCGCCUCCAAUGGAUUCCGUUUCCACCCCAAGCCGUGCCUCACAACCGCCGCUGCUACUUCUGACGCCGCCACCACCGCCUCCGCCGCCGCCGCUUUCGCCGAUUCUGCCGCUGUGGAGGCUAAUGCGGUUGGGGACGGGAGUAACGGUGCCGUCAGCAGCGAGGACUACGAUGCUCUUGGCGAAAAGGGUGAGGACGAAAUGCUCGAGCGCAUCGAGCGGGCUGUGAAAAAACCGUGCGCGCGUUUCGUACGCGUUGUUGAGCUCACCGAAGCCAUAGCUCUCGAGGCCGCAGCGACCGCCGCCAACUACGCUCGAACCAUGACACUCCAUCUCGACCCCGACGAUCCCCACACGCCGUCAGCUGCGCAUAUCCUCGCCUCCGCCUUUCCGCCCUCCCUUUCCGAAGCCCGCACGACCUCCGCGCCUCUUCCGCCCCCGCUUCCGCCUCCGCCGUUCACGGUGUUCCGCCACGCGCUCGUGUGCAAGCGCUGGCUCCGCUUGGCGCGCUUCAGCCUUCCCGCCAUCCUCCUGCAAGCCGACCGCCGCCUUUCCACCCAAACCUUCCGCUCCGUCCUCUCCUCCGCACCUCCUCCUUCCCCCUCCUCCCCUCCCAUACCCCUCUCCCUCUCCCUCGCCCCUCCCACUCCCGAACCCGCCUCCGCCGUUUCCCCCGCCUUUCCCCUUCAUUCCCCGCUCACCCUGCAGCACCUGCACAUCGGUCCAUCGGCUCUAGACGCCAUAACAGACGAUCUCCUUCACUCCAUCGCUACGGGGUGCGCGCGCUCCCUCACGCACCUGUCGCUGUAUCGCCACAUGAACCUGCGCUCCUGGGAGCGGAACCGCGGCUCCAUCGACCCCGACGACGCCGUCGCGAAAGUAACAGAGCCCGCCGUUACCGCGCUUUUCGCCGCCUGCCGCCGCCUGGUCAGCCUGAAACUCACGCUGCCCCUGUGCCUGCCCGAGCUGCCCGCGUCCGUGAGUCUCCUGCAGCGGCUGACGAGGCUGGAAGUUUCAUGCGGCCGCCUCGAUCCGCAUAUCAGGGCGGUCGCUGAUGGUGAUGCCGCUACGGCGUUAGAGCCAACACCCCAGCCGCGGUUCCCCGAGGGCGUUGGUUCGCUCUCCGCGUUACGUUCUCUAAGCAUCCGCGCGCCUUGCGUGCGCGCCCUCCCGCACACCCUCUCCCGCCUCCGCUCCCUCACCUCGCUGAAAAUCGUCGGCUGCAGUUCCCUCCGGCAGCUGCCCGACGGUCUCGGGCAGCUAAAAAAGCUGCAAUACCUGGAGCUGGCGGGCUCAUCUUCCAUGGAUUCCCUGCCCGACUCCAUCGGCCUCUUAUCAUCCCUCGAAACCCUCCACCUGUUCGCGCUCAAUGCCGACUUUCUUCCAGACUCCUUCGCCCACCUUUCCUCACUCAAACGCCUUUUCAUCACCAACCUCUCGCGCCUGCAAUCGCUUCCUGACGGCAUCGGGGAGCUGCCCUCCCUGCAAGUACUCAACAUCACUUCCUGCUCUCUCUUAGCCGCUCUCCCGCCCUCCAUUUCCGCCCUCUCCUCCCUCACUGCUCUCACCGUUUAUAACUGCGCUGCCCUCGCCUCGUUACCGGAGGAUAUCGGUGACGUUCCUAGCCUCGCCUCUCUCGUCCUCAACUAUCUUAACUCUCUUACGGCUAUUCCGGACUCUCUCGCUCUCCUUUCCUCCCUAACGCACCUUCACGCGGCGAACUGUAGGGUUCUAACGCGCCUGCCGGCGUCUUUCGCGGGGAUGCACUCCCUCUCUCGCCUGCAGCUCCUCAAGUGUCCUUUGAGAUCGCUGCCCGAAGAUAUCGGGCAGCUGUCGGCGCUGACUGAGCUGCAUCUGAAUAAAGUGCUGGACGUGCAGGAGUGCGAGAAUCUGAGCGAGCUGCCCGAGGGGUUGGAGAGUGCGAGGAGUUUGCGGGAGCUUCAUGUGGAUGGAUGCAACGAAUUGGAGGAUCUGCCCGAGCCGAUCAUGGCACGGGCCGGGAGGAUACAGCUCCAUGCUAUAUAG
Molecule: messenger RNA, 2967 nt
Organism: Closterium sp. Naga37s-1
Lineage: Eukaryota; Viridiplantae; Streptophyta; Zygnematophyceae; Desmidiales; Closteriaceae
Source: the annotation of a GenBank genome assembly